AUGACAGCUACAGACAUGAGCGCUCAGGCUAAAGAAAAGAAAAUCCGCGCAAAUUGCAAGUGCAAGUCGCCUACUUUAUUCUCCUCAUACUGUAUUGAAAGCAUACUGGGCAGAAGUCCUCUGAAAGUCAGGCUCCUCGGGAUGCAGAGUCUGACAGCAGCACUUCGGACAGAGGACCGUCAAGCUGGGCCAAAUUUGUCUCCUCACACUGAACCGCACCUGUUACCCAAACUGCGGCCCCCGUUCAAUCCUCGGAGAGAAGAUGAGCUGGAGAGCGCACAUGGAGACGAGCUGGAGAGCGCACAAGGAGACGACCUGGAGAGCGCACAAGGAGAUGAGCUGGAGCUCAGAGCAGGUCUAAACUCUUGCUACCCGGAAAAUGAACUCAUCACUUCCCUAAAGAGCCGCGCUGCUCAGGAUAAAAUAGACCCGGAUAAGAGCAGACAUCCUGGAGACGCGCGUCUCUCCCCGGGACCUGAGGACGAAUUGAGAGAGAGAAACACAAACACAAAGGACAGCGAGGACGGUGUGUACGUGUCACCGAGUAGUGACGCCGAGGACGGGACUCUGAGACGCAAACAGAGGAGAUACAGGACUACAUUUACAAGUUACCAGCUAGAUGAACUGGAAAGAGCUUUCCAAAAGACGCACUACCCUGACGUGUUCACAAGAGAGGAAUUAGCCAUGAGACUCGAUCUGACGGAAGCGCGUGUACAAGUCUGGUUCCAGAAUCGGCGUGCAAAAUGGAGAAAAAGAGAGAAGGCUGGGGUUCAGCCUCACCGUCUAGGACUUCCAUUUUCUGGACCCAUCACUGCAGCACAGCCUCUAUGCCAUUAUCUGGGUGGGGGUGCAUUUAGCCCCAACCUGCACCCAGGCAUUGAGUCAGGGUGGCCUGUCUCCCUCCAUGGAUUUGCCCAGCCUAUCCCAAACCCUGUUCCCCCAAACCGAAUCUGCUCCCUGCUUGGAGCAGCAAUGCUCAGACACCCUGCACUUAUUAGCCCUUCUUUUGGAAGAUUCUUCACCCCGCUGGCACUUCAAAGACUGCCUGUUCCCACCACAGAGAAUCAAAUCCUGCCUCCCCUUCACAUUCCUGAUCCUCCUUCCUCAUCUUCAUCCACUCUGUGUUCCACUUCCUCGCCCGUGGACCGCCGUGCGUCCAGCAUCGCGGCUCUGCGGCUCAAAGCCAGAGAGCACUCGGCUCACAUCGGCCAGCUCAGCGUCCUCACAGCCGGUACAGGUGAAAAAGAGGCCUAACGUCUCUCUCCCUACACACCCAAGA
Molecule: messenger RNA, 1279 nt
Organism: Tachysurus vachellii
Lineage: Eukaryota; Metazoa; Chordata; Actinopteri; Siluriformes; Bagridae
Gene: arxb
Product: aristaless related homeobox b
Exons: 5
Coding region: 1-1254 (417 amino acids)
Biological process (GO): regulation of transcription by RNA polymerase II
Molecular function (GO): RNA polymerase II transcription regulatory region sequence-specific DNA binding; DNA-binding transcription factor activity, RNA polymerase II-specific
Source: RefSeq, a predicted model, not a curated record